Messenger RNA from Arctia plantaginis, 999 nucleotides. NCBI's taxonomy places the organism in Eukaryota, Metazoa, Arthropoda, Insecta, Lepidoptera, Erebidae. The record is from the annotation of a GenBank genome assembly.
AUGGCGGUUUAUGCGGCCCAUUUAACAAGGACAUUACAAGGAACGCCGAGUAUAUUUCAAGUAACAGCUCAGGAAGCACUUGGAGCGACAGUGAAACCUGCAUUACAAAAAGUAGUUGAGUUUCUCGCAGCCAAUUACCCAAACAAAUGUGGUUGGAGUGUUAAUUGGUAUGAUGAGCUGUACCUUUUGUUCGAUUGCUGCCUGCAGUAUUACUAUCUUAAACACUAUGCUGCAUCAUUCUCCGAAAGCUUCUAUGAGCUUGUCCGUGUACCAAAGAUCAGCAGUGAGUUCAACACGGGACAGCAUUUACCUAUUUACUUGGAGAGAGCUUCUUUAGCCGUACUAGUCUUGUUACCAUAUAUUAAGGAUAAAAUAGAGAAAAUUGUGGAGAAGUGGAGAGAAGAUGAGGAAGAUGGCAGACUUAGCAAGAGUUCGUCCGAUAGUUUGAGACGCGCCGCUAUCCGCACGUACAGCAUCGUGUACACGAUCACGUCGUGCGUGCGGCUGGUGCAGCUCGCGCGCUACCUCGCCGGGGGGUCGCGCAGCCACGCGCCCGCCCUGGCGCUGCUCGGGCUCGCGCUCAGGGAGGCUCCUCCGAGGGAACUCGAGGAAAACACGUGGGGAGAUCUCCUCAGAAAUAUUAUUACUGGACGGUUCGGGAGUGCCAUGGUGACGUUCCCCAUGCUGGGUAGCUUGGUACUGAGUGCCAUGGAGUACGGGGCGUUCGGUGUGCAGUUCCUGCGCUGGUGGGACACUCGCGCCGUGCACACCGCCGCCCUGCCAACACCAGAACCGCCACAGCGGGACGAGCGUGCUGUCCGCUGGCGGAACAAAUGUCCGCUGUGUUUGCAGUCCUGGAAAAUACCCACAGUGUUACCUGUCUCUGGCUACAUAUUCUGCUACUCGUGCAUCUCGCGUCACGUGCGCGCGACGGGCGCGUGCCCCGUCACGCGCUGCCCGGCCGGCGACCACUCGCUCGUGCGCCUCUACCUCGACUGA